Messenger RNA from Ctenopharyngodon idella (grass carp), 4131 nucleotides. RefSeq names its product NLR family CARD domain-containing protein 3-like. The record is from RefSeq and is a predicted model, not a curated record. Bases 244 to 2946 code for a protein of 900 amino acids. Gene Ontology annotation, molecular function: protein binding. The transcript has 8 exons. Lineage: Eukaryota; Metazoa; Chordata; Actinopteri; Cypriniformes; Xenocyprididae.
CGCGUUCUGGAGGGUCAAAUCCGCGUUCACCUGGUCAGAUUCGCAUUUCAGGGGCUACAUAUCAUGUUAUUUUGGGGUUGCUACCACUCGACAGCGACAGUGAUAAAAGUACCCCAAUUCCGUGGGAAGACCGCGGACCGCAAUACUGUAACCAUCUUUCCAGUUGCAGAACUUUAUAAAUGAGGGUGCGGCUCAGACAGAGAGCGUAUUAUGAUCCAGACAUAGCCAAGGUCUUGUCAAUCAAUGUCUCUGCCUCGUUUUUUUCGUUACAGAAACCACCACAGUUCAGUGCAGCAGAAGAAAUCAUAUUCACCAGAGCCCAGCUGUGUGUCAAUGAGGAGUGACUGGUCUAGGGAUCAUCCACCACGAUUAAGCUCUAAAAUGAAAUCAUCAGACUCACCAGAGCCCAGCUGUGUGUCUACGAGGAGUGACUGGUCUAGGGAGCCACCAUCACUAUAUAUAUCAUCUGCACCCUGUCAUAAAUCUAAACUUAGAUCAAAUCUGAAGAAGAAGUUUGAGCGUCUAUAUGAGGGAACAGCACAGCAGGGAAACCCAACACUCCCGAAUGAGAUCUACACAGAGCUCUACAUCACAGAGAGUGAGAGUGGAGAGAUCAGUAAUGAGCAUGAGGUGAGACAGAUUGAGACACAAUCCAGGAGAGCAGCAACAGAGGACACACCGAUCCAAUGCAAUGACAUCUUUAGACCUUUACCUGGACAAGACAAACCCAUCAGAACUGUGCUGACAAAGGGAGUCGCUGGCAUUGGAAAAACAGUCUCUGUGCAGAAGUUCAUCCUGGACUGGGCUGAAGGGAAAGAGAAUCAGGACGUCCAGCUCAUAUUUCCACUUCCUUUCAGAGAGAUCAAUUUGAUGAAGGACAAAACACUCAGUCUUUCUGAUCUUCUUCAUGUCUUUUUCCCUGAAACAAAAGAAAUGGAAAUAUCCAGUAAUGAAUAUAAAGUGUUGUUCAUCUUUGAUGGUCUGGACGAGUGUCGUCUGUCUCUGGAUUUUCAGAGCGAUUUGAGGUUGUGUGAUGUAAGUGAAUCAGCCUCAGUGGACGUGCUGCUGAUGAACCUCAUUGUGGGGAAUCUGCUUCCCUCUGCUCUCAUCUGGAUCACUUCCAGACCAGCAGCAGCUGAUCUCGUCCCCUCUGAGUGUGUCCAUCGGGUGACAGAGGUACGAGGCUUCAAUGAGCCACAGAAGGAGGAAUACUUCAGGAAGAGAAUCAGUGAUCAGAGUCUGGCCAAUACAAUCAUCACACACCUGAAGUCAUCAAGGAGCCUCUACAUCAUGUGCCACAUCCCAGUGUUCUGCUGGAUCUCAGCCGCUGUUCUAGAGAAGAUGUUGAGUGAAGCAGAGAGUGGAGAGAUUCCCAAGACUCUCACUCAAAUGUACACACACUUCCUGAUCCUUCAGACCAACAUCAAACAUGAGAAGGACUAUGAGAAGAACGUGACAGAUGAAGACAUGAUCCUCAAACUGGGGAAAGUGGCUUUUCAGCAGCUUGUGAAAGGCAAUGUGAUCUUCUAUGAGGAAGACCUGAGAGAGUGUGGCAUUGAUGUGACAGAAGCAUCAGUGUACUCAGGAUUGUGCACUCAGAUCUUCAGAGAGGAGUUUGGCUGGUAUCAGGGGAAAGUCUUCUGCUUUGUUCAUCUGAGCGUUCAGGAACAUCUAGCAGCUCUAUAUGUGCACCUCUCCUGUACAAACAACAACAGAAAUGUGUUUAAUCAGAGUUUGCUGUAUAAAGUUAAGGAAAGGUUUAAACAUGUUUCAUUAUCUGAGCUGCAUCAGAGAGCUGUGGAUGAGGCUCUACAGAGUAAAAAUGGACAUCUGGAUCUUUUCCUGCGGUUUCUUCUGGGUCUGUCAGUGGAGUCUCAUCAGAUUCUCCUAAAAGGACUAAUGAAACAGAGAAGCAGCAGAUCUGACAGCAAUGAGGAAACAGUUGAGUACAUCAAGAUGAAGAUCCGCACCAUUGACUCUCCAGAGAAAUCCAUCAAUCUGUUCCACUGUCUGAAUGAACUGGGUGAUCAUUCACUAGUGGAGGAAAUACAACAGUAUCUGACAUCUGGAAGAAUAAAGGAAGCCAAACUCUCUUCAUCUCAGUGGUCAGCUGUAGUUUUUGUGUUGUUGACAUCAAAGAAGAAGCUGGACGAGUUUGAUCUCACAAAGUUUAUUCUAGGAAACAAUGAAGCUGAAGAUAUGAAAGUUUUUCUGAAGCUGCUGCCUGUGAUUAAAGAAUCCAGAUCAGUUCAGUUGAGAGAUUGUGGAGUCACAGAUGAAGGUUGUGCUGCUCUGGCUUCAGCUCUGAGAUCAAACCCCUCACACCUGAGAGAUCUGAAUCUGUCACUGAAUAAAAUAGGAAAUUCAGUGAAUCUGCUGUCUGAUGUACUUCAGGAUCCUCACUGUAAACUGGAGAGACUGUGGUUGAGAGAUUGUGGAGUCACAGAUGAAGGUUGUGCUGCUCUGGCUUCAGCUCUGAGAUCAAACCCCUCACACCUGAGAGAUCUGAAUCUGUCACUGAAUAAAAUAGGAAAUUCAGUGAAUCUGCUGUCUGAUGUACUUCAGGAUCCUCACUGUAAACUGGAGAAACUGCGGUUGUGGGAUUGUGGAGUCACAGAUGAAGGUUGUGCUGCUCUGGCUUCAGCUCUGAGAUCAAACCCCUCACACCUGAGAGUACUGGAUCUGUCUGAGAAUGAAAUAGGAAAUUCAGUGAAUCUGCUGUCUGAUGUACUUCAGGAUCCUCACUGUAAACUGGAGACACUGUGGUUGUAUAAUUGUGGAGUCACAGAUGAAGGUUGUGCUGCUCUGACUUCAGCUCUGAGAUCAAACCCCUCACACCUGAGAAAACUGAAUCUGACUCGGAAUAAAAUAGGAUAUUCAGGACGUAAACUGCUCUCUGCUCUAAAGAAUUCCCCACAUUAUAAACUAGAGACACUGCGGUUAUGAGGAAAUCCCCAUUUCCAUUCAAAUAUCCGCUCUGAGUCCGGCUCCACACACUCUCCUCACCGACACUCUCUUCUUUCUCCACUCUAACUUGAGAAAUUCAGCACAGUGUUUAUAAACUCCUCUGAGCUGAAUCACGCAGCAGAAACCACAGGAUCCUGAAGCAGAGAGCUCAGAGAGCUGACAGAGAGCACACCGUUUGUGUAUCUUGUCAUACUGAAUAAAGACUGAUAGAUUAAUAAUUAUAGCUUUUUUAAGACAGGGUUUCAUAAAUGUUAAUGAUGACUGUACAGUAUGUGAGUUAUACACUAACUCUGUUAACUUGUAUUUAUGUAUAUAUAAAAUACUGUAUAACUGUAUAAAUAACAUACAUUUCUGACUGGACUCUAUUAAAGUCUCUCACUCACAUAAAAUGACACUAUUGUCACUUUAAAACUACUUUACAGCACAAUUCGAAUUUGUCUCAUUGAUGAAGUUUGCAUAAUUGUUUCUGUUUUCCUAUAUAUUUCUGUGAAGAUACUUUGAAACAAUCUGUAUUAUAUACAGUAUAAAGUGCUUUAUAAAUAAAAGUGACUGUGGUACCACUUUGUUACUCCAGUAACUUCUCAGAAAUGGCCAAGAUGUCACUGCUAGUACUAAUGUGAUGUUGAUGAAGCUCUAGUGUAAAUGGAGAUGAGAAUAUAGUAGUGCUGUAAUCAUGAAGUGUCUUUUCAAAGCUGUUGUGUAAGAAACUCCAUUUCCAUGUCAAAUAAUGUUUAUCAUUGGUUUUUAAAUGUAAACUGCAGACCUUGUACAACUAAGCAGCAUUUUAUUUCACCUUCAGGUGUCUUUAAAAAUCACAUUUUGUGUCGUCAUCUAGUCUGAUUUGUCAUUAGUAUUACAAGAAAUCAGUGUUAUUCAUAUGUAAGCACAUAACAGUCUUUAGGUCAGUAGAAAUGAUGAUCAGCUCGUAUUGAACACAGAGAUCAACCCCAACACACAUCCAUAAACUGCUCAUAUUAAAGUGUGAAUGAUGGGUUGAUUUAAACUGCUGACGUCAUUAUGUUUCUAAAAACUGCCUUAUUGAGACGUCUUUCCAUAUGAACUUAUUGUUGUUUCUUGCUGUGUUUACAUGUAUUACAGGACUGUGCUUCAUAAUAAUAGUGCUUGAAGAUGUUUUGUAGACUGAAAUAAAUGGUGUAGAAACAA